CAAAAACACACACCCCACAAUUCAACACUGGUUCUCAUGCAAAUGUCUUCUUUCAUCUUCUUUUUCCUCCUUUCUCUACUCAUCACUCCCUUUUUCCCUUUUUCCCUUUUUCUUUCUUUAUAACAAGUUCCCCUCCGUCAUUCCGUCGGUCUUUUAGACUUCUUGUUGCCUUCCUUCUUGCAGCAUUACCAUUACACAAACUUCUUUUUUUUUCUCCAAAUGACAAGCCUACUCUUCGAAUCAAGUGGUAAAGGUGCCAGUGGCUCUUCCUCUUCUCCCUCAGUAUCAGACGACAAUACCAUCAGAAAAUAUACCCAUCCUUCUUUUGCCAAUCAACCUCUCGGGAACUAUAAUAGUCAUCUUUUCCCAUCAUCAUCAUCAUCAUCAUCAUCUUCUUCUUCUUCUUCGCUUGCCAAAAACAGUAGUCAUUUUGCCUCAAAGGGUAACAGUAUCCCUUCUAUCUCUCAAGCCCAAGAUGAGUUCACGAUCUUUAACAGUGGCAGCGCUCAACAACAACAUCCCUUCUCUACUCCCUAUUCUGGUACCCAUGGAGUUGAUAUUUCCGAAUACUUGAUGCAGCGUCAAGAAUAUUACGCUCGCGAGGCCCUCGUUCGAAGUCAAGAUAGACAUGAUGGACUAGGACCCAUCGUGGAUUUCUCAGAGUCAUUCCAAUUGAACACAGAUCGUGGUGAUCUGAAUAAAAGUCGAUUGGAAGAUCAUUUAGAACAGAGGCAUCACAAUCCGUACGCUACUACUUUGUUAUUAUCACAAGACCGACCUCACAGUCAUCUGCAGAAGCAGGGACAUCGGGCACGAGAGGCUUUUCAAUUAUUACAGUCGCAAUCGCAAUGGCAAUCGCAAGCGAAUAGCAACAUUCAGGAUCAUGGGUUUGAGAUGAAGAGGGCAUCAUCACAGCAGGAACAAGUCAUGAUAGAUCUUGGAUAUGGUGCUUUUUCUUCACUAAAGGAUAAGCAGGAAGAAGCAGUAGCAUGGGAUCAAGUCUGGGAUGAGUCGAUUGCGCCUACAACUUACAACUCCAUAAAGCAGUACUCCACUCCAGACAGAGUAGGUUCAUCAUUUCAUAAAGGAGCAGCAUUAUGGCCUUCCGGAGCUGAAACAGAUUCCCCGGAAUAUGGAGCCAUAUAUUACAACCCUCUUCAGUACCAUACUCCACCGCAACAACCAAUCCAUUCCGGUUUAUCUCACAAGUCAGCGCAAGUGUCGACAACGGCUGCAGUCCCUCAAAAUGAGCGGAUAGAGGAGCUUUCAAGAUCCUCAGCUAUUACCACUACUGAUCCACAGCCGCAGAAACAAAAGCAUAAUCAGGAUAUGGGUGAAAGAAGAGGAUCACUCAAAACCUGCGGCUUUAUGUUUGAUGUCAAGGGUUUCGUCAAUUCACCCGAUAUCUCAGACCCUUCACAUCUUUUGUCACUGACUACAUCAACAGCGGAGGUUAUACCAUCGCAAGGUGGUCAGAAUCCACAUCAGCAUCAGACUUCAUUACCAGCAUCUUCACUACCACUAGUACUACCACAGUCCCAACCCAUUCUGGAGUGUCAACCAAUUGAGCGUCCAGACCAAGGCUACAAUGAUGAUGUUUUUGAAGGUGAUAUGCUUCAGGCAUGGAUGGAGACGCUUGCCCAGGAGAAGCAGGAAGCAGAUGAACGAGCCAGGGAAAAAGAAGAGCAGGAGAAGCAAAAAGAGGCUAUAGAGGAAGAGAGUCAGAAGGAUAGUCCAAUGGAUGAAGCAGAGCGAAAAGCUAUACAUGAGGUAGCGCUUCGGAGGUUGAACGCAUUGAUACAUCAGUUGGACCAGAACCAGAGCCAGAAGCAAGGGUCAAAAAGCUCGAGUGCAAGUAUAGAUGUUAUUAAUAAGACAACUUUUAGAUCAUAAAUAGACUAAAUAGACAAUGGCCGAGUUUUGUAUUUAUCUAACAAGUCUAGCAUUAUAUUUG
Molecule: messenger RNA, 1954 nt
Organism: Lobosporangium transversale
Lineage: Eukaryota; Fungi; Mortierellomycota; Mortierellomycetes; Mortierellales; Mortierellaceae
Exons: 2
Coding region: 220-1893 (557 amino acids)
Source: RefSeq, a predicted model, not a curated record